AUGGCGACUGCUAGCACCGUCCAGCUACAGGCCAGCCAGAAGCCCGCAUACUACAAAUCCGGCAUCACAUCCGAGACUUCAAAGAGAGCAUCGGAACUCCUCCAGGAGAAUCACGAGCGACACCACAUUUUCUUCAACCACGAAGGCUUUCAUAACCAUAUCGUUCAUCAUUUGCUUACACUAUGGUCUUUGGGAGCUGGAACGGCUGACAUCCAGAAAGGUUACGACGACAACCAAUCCUACCAGCGCCCAGCAAUCACCCCAAAGAGUUCCAUCGUCGGCCAACUCCAAGAUGUUGACACCUUUAUGCAGCAUCUCGGCCCGGAGAAGCACUACCCUGACUUCCUCGAAUUCUUCAAACAUGAGAUCGAGGCAAAAGGCUGGCAGGAAACUCUCCGGCAAUAUGUCUUCGCGGGAGAUCAGAGAGCCGAUGACAUGCUGGUCAGAAUGUACUCGGGCUUCCUCCAUCCUAUCAUUCACCUAGGUUUCGGCAUUGAGUUUCAGCAGCCCGCAAUCAUCGCCGAGGCACUUGCACAAGCCGCAUGCCACGACAACUGGCUUGGACAACUGCUCCUUCCGGCGGAGAAAGUAGCUGCUAGCCGAGCCGGUGGGACGUCGAAGAGCAUUGUCCAGCUCAUAGACGAAAUCCAUGCCGACAAGCAGAUCAUCGACGCAGUCCGCUGGGAGGAUGGCAACAAGAUCCGCGACGGCCUCCUCGCCCGUGCUGGAGACCGCAUGAUCGACUACCUCUCUCAAGUCAAGGUCAAGCCAGACGACCUCGAGCUCAAGAUCGCCGAGAUGACAAAUGCCUGUAUCUACUACACUGGCGGCGCGCAGAGAACCGACAAAGCGGUCAAGUUCGACUUCUUCUACAUGCACUCGGUCAACAGCAGCAUUUUCUGGUCCAGCUUUUUGAAGCAAGACUGGCUGAGCGAAGUCAACAAAGUCAGAUUGUUGGAAUGGAAGAUCCGCCUGGACCUCGCCAUGUAUGCUUCGCGUCGUUCGCCCGAAGUUCGUCUGGACUUGAUCAGAGACUACAAACCUUGUAAGCCUUCUGGCUGGGAUGAGAUACAGGCUCGUGUGUGUGCACUGCCGGACGACGGACAUGCUUCGAAGCUGGUUCGAGCGAUCGCACAUGGUGAGCAGAUUUGUGAGCCAUACGAAGAGAGCGAUGCCUUUCGGGUGAGAGGAAGCGAUUGGCUUCAGCUCGGGCAUAUGAUCAUCGACUCUGUCGAAGCACCCGGCGAAACAUGGGUGCGAUCAACUGGAUUUGACGAGGCCUGGAAGCAUGUUCCUUUGCGAUCGCAGUUGUAA
Messenger RNA from Zymoseptoria tritici IPO323, 1314 nucleotides. RefSeq lists its product as uncharacterized. The record is from RefSeq and is a predicted model, not a curated record. Gene Ontology annotation, molecular function: oxidoreductase activity. NCBI's taxonomy places the organism in Eukaryota, Fungi, Ascomycota, Dothideomycetes, Mycosphaerellales, Mycosphaerellaceae. The coding region runs from base 1 to 1314 and encodes 437 amino acids. The transcript has a single exon.